GCGGAAACCACGUGGGCCCCGAGGCGACCCCGGGCGCCCUUGGCGGGCCGCGGCGGUGCGGGUCAUGGCCGGUCCCCUGCGGGGCGGCGGGACGGGGGCUCUGGAGCUGCUCCGGGCCCUUCCCCGUGUGAACCUGGCGAACCUGAAGCCGAACCCAGGCUCCAGGAGACCGGAAAGACGCCGAAGAGGUCAGAGAAGAGGUAGAAAAUGUGGCAGAGGCCAUAAAGGAGAGCGGCAGAGAGGAACCCGGCCCAGACUGGGCUUUGAGGGAGGCCAGACUCCAUUUUACAUUCGGAUCCCAAAGUAUGGGUUUAAUGAAGGUCAUAGCUUCAGGCGCCAGUAUCAGCCUUUGAGUCUCAAUAGAUUGCAAUAUCUUAUUGAUUUGGGUCGAGUGGAUCCUACUCAACCUAUAGACUUAACCCAGCUUGUCAACGCGAGAGGUGUGACCGUCCAGCCACUCAAGAGGGAUUAUGGUGUCCAACUGGUGGAGGAGGGCGCUGACACCUUUCAGGCGAAAGUUAAUAUCGAAGUUCAGUUGGCUUCUGAACUGGCCAUCGCUGCCAUCGAGAGGAACGGAGGUGUCGUCACUACCGCCUUCUAUGACCCGAGAAGCCUGGAAAUUCUGUGCAAACCGAUUCCCUUCUUUCUGCGUGGACAGCCCAUUCCCAAACGAAUGCUUCCCCCGGAGGCCCUGGUACCGUAUUACACGGAUGCCAAGAAUCGUGGUUACCUGGCAGACCCUGCUGCAUUUCCUGAAGCGAGACUUGAACUUGCCAAGAAGUAUGGCUAUAUUUUACCUGAUAUCACUAAAGAUGAACUCUUCAAAAUGCUUAGUACUCGAAAGGAUCCACGGCAGAUUUUCUUUGGUCUUGCUCCUGGGUGGGUAGUCAAUAUGGCAGAUAAGAAGAUCCUGAAACCUACAGAUGAGAAUCUCCUCAAGUAUUACAGCUCAUGAAUUCCCUUCCGAGAAAGAAAAGAGACCGAAACAUGGAUAUUUCUCAUCAUCUUUUCUCUAGUUGUUAAUUUGCCGUUUUCCUAUUUCUGUUUUUCUCUAAAAUUAAAAAGGCAGCAAGCAGGGCUGUAUAGAGGAA
Suricata suricatta (meerkat) is the source of this 1091-nucleotide messenger RNA. It is a transcript of the gene MRPL15, whose product is annotated as mitochondrial ribosomal protein L15. Gene Ontology annotation, cellular component: mitochondrial large ribosomal subunit. The record is from RefSeq and is a predicted model, not a curated record. The transcript has 5 exons. Lineage: Eukaryota; Metazoa; Chordata; Mammalia; Carnivora; Herpestidae. Gene Ontology annotation, molecular function: structural constituent of ribosome. The coding region runs from base 65 to 955 and encodes 296 amino acids. Gene Ontology annotation, biological process: translation.